AGGAAAAAUAUAUCGUUUCGAAUACUAUAUUUAGAUGUAAAAUUGAACGCUUUUUCGAUUUAAUUGGCGCAAGUCACUUUGUUGUAGGAUCAACCUUUUUUUAAUAAAUAAAGAAAAAUAAAUUUUGCACGUUGUUUUCGCAUAGAACCCGUUGAUCUAGGAAGCUGCAAAUUUCAGAAUCGUCUUCUUCGACCUCGAUUUACCUAUAAUGUGACCAAAAUGCAGCCAUUUCUAUCGCAUGCCUCCAAGCUAUUUUUAAUCGACUCAUACAGUCAUACCUCUUCGUAUUAGGAAUCGUUCUCAAGAUGAAUCAACCCUUGCAAACAAAUUUUCCAUCCGAAUCGGAGUAUGCAGCUCCGCUAUAUAAUAUUGAAUCAACGUAAAAAGUGCAUACAGCGUUCGAUUCUUCGAUAUUCUUGGCAACAGCGUCUUUAAAAAUAGACAUCGCGACGUCUCGAGACGAUACGAUGCUGAUACUCUACUACCCGUCGACUCUCAGUCGCACUGCAUAACCUAGAAGAUCCGCGGGAGUUCCCACAUUGUCGUGUCGGAGAGUCGAGAGUUACGCUCGGUACAAGUGAUCUGCAAAUGCGGAGAACUCGGAAAAGGCAAAUCUUCCUAGGCUCGCUGAAGAUACCCUCCUCCUCGCUCGAUCGUCCCGCUGUAGGAUGGUCUUGCGGCUCUCUGUACUCCGGCAGCUCGCGAAGAACUCGGCCGGUAGCCUCAAGGUCAAACACUACAAUGCGGAUGAGGGCGGAAAAAGAUUCUACGUGAAUCUGCCUCGGCUCACGCCUCAGGAGGUGACCGAUAUACUGCAAGCCAAUGAAUUUACCAAAGAAUUUACUGGUCCAAACUCGGUGAAAAGUUACGACUCUAAUCAGCUAGCUUCCAACAAUCCCAUAGAAGACACUAGGUCCGAAGCAAGAUGCUUAUUGACGAAUGGGUUCUUGAUGGGUGUGUUCGAUGGGCAUGGAGGCAGUGCCUGUGCUCAAGUAAUCUCAAAGCGCCUUUUGUACUAUAUCUCAGCUUGUUUGCUACCUCCAAAUAUUCUGCAGACAUUCUUGGAGUCGAGUGCUCCGGAAAAGACUGCCCAGUUACUGGAAACUUUCAAUGACAAAGCCAAGCUAAUUGACGAAAUAAAUAAAAUUUACCAAGCUAGCUUCAUUGAUUUUUUGAAGGACUUGGCAGAGAACAGUACACAAAAGGAAUUUGUUAUGGAAGCUGCCAUAGAAAAUGCUUUCCUGAGGCUUGACAAUGACAUUUCGACUGAAGCUUUGAAUGCUAAAGGCAAAAAUGUAGCAAGAACUCUCUCUGUGGCAGUGUCAGGUGCUGUUGCUGCAGUCGCACAUAUUGAUGGGCCUCACUUGCAUGUUGCUAAUGUAGGCGAUUGCCAAGUAGUUUUAGGUGUACUCUCAGAGAGUGAUGGAUGGUCUGCUAAAAUGAUGUCAAUAGAGCACAAUACUGAUAAUCGUGCUGAAGUUGAGAGAAUUUACUCGGAGCAUCCACCCAAUGAGAAAUCAACUGUUAUAAAAAUGGAGCGUCUUUUGGGUCAAUUAGCGCCACUUCGAUCAAUGGGAGAUUUUCGAUAUAAGUGGAGUCAUGAACUUAUGCAAAAGAUGGUAGCACCACUGUAUGGUGAAAGUGCAAUACCUCCAAACUACUUUACUCCACCAUACCUGACUGCUAAACCAGAAGUUAAAUAUCACAGACUGACACCCAAAGAUAAAUUUUUAAUUAUAGCUUCUGAUGGUCUUUGGGAUUUAAUUUCUCCACUGGAAGCUGUACGAUUAGUGGGUGAACAUAUGAGUGGCAAAGUAACUCUAAGUCCAUUAAGACUACCUCGAAAAAAUAUGAAACUUUCAGAGAUCAACGAAAUGCUUCUGCAAAGGAAAGAAGGAUUAAAAAAGAAACCACUUGAUGGUAAUGCAGCUACUCACCUAAUGAGAAAUGCGUUAGGUGGAACAGAAUACGGAAUAGAUCAUGCGAAAAUUUCGAAAAUGUUAACAUUACCAAGUGAAGUAGUACGAUUGUUCAGAGAUGACAUCACAGUCACUGUGGUAUAUAUGGAUUCAGAGUUUCUCAGACACUGUCCAUAAAAAAUGGUUGCUAUACUUUUUUACUGUAUUGAUAAUGAUUAAAAAUGAGGUUUCUAUUGUCUCCAAAAGCCGUGAAACAGAUUACGGUGUAGAGCUUGUUAUUUAUUUAAUUAACAAUAAAAAUAAUUUACACAAGAA
This is a messenger RNA of Nasonia vitripennis (jewel wasp), 2234 nucleotides long. It is a transcript of the gene Pdp, whose product is annotated as pyruvate dehydrogenase [acetyl-transferring]-phosphatase 1, mitochondrial. NCBI's taxonomy places the organism in Eukaryota, Metazoa, Arthropoda, Insecta, Hymenoptera, Pteromalidae. Gene Ontology annotation, molecular function: protein serine/threonine phosphatase activity; cation binding. The coding region runs from base 669 to 2096 and encodes 475 amino acids. The transcript has 5 exons. The record is from RefSeq and is a predicted model, not a curated record. Gene Ontology annotation, biological process: protein dephosphorylation.